Molecule: messenger RNA, 840 nt
Organism: Brettanomyces bruxellensis
Lineage: Eukaryota; Fungi; Ascomycota; Pichiomycetes; Pichiales; Pichiaceae
Exons: 1
Coding region: 1-840 (279 amino acids)
Biological process (GO): L-leucine biosynthetic process
Cellular component (GO): mitochondrion
Molecular function (GO): 2-isopropylmalate synthase activity
Source: RefSeq, a predicted model, not a curated record
AUGUUGUCGAGCGUUGUAACAAGAUACCAGUUCAUCCUAGAGCACCAUAUGGAGAGAUCACUUGUGACAUGUGCAUUUUCAGGCUCUCACCAAGAUGCAAUCAAGAAAGGUUUUGCAGCACAGGAGAAAAGACGCCAAAAUGGGGACCAGACUUGGCAAAUUCCUUAUCUCACGUUGGAUCCAAAAGAUAUUGGCCGUAACUACGAAGCCGUUAUAAGAGUCAACUCACAAUCCGGUAAGGGAGGAGCAGCCUGGAUUGUUCAGAGAAACUUGGGUCUAGACUUACCAAAGGCAAUGCAGAUCGACUUUUCAAGUGUCGUUCAAAACAAUGCCGAUCACCUGGGUCGCGAGCUUAAGGCGGAAGAAAUCAUCUCCUUGCUUCAGAGACAUUACAAUGUCGAUAACUGUGCUACAGAUGAUUUGAACGUGAAGGAUUACAAUUUCGAUAAGAAGUCCGAUAAGGUGACAGACGUCAAUGCUAUUGUUCGUCUCAAUGGAAAGGAAAUCGCACUGCAUGGAAAGGGUAACGGCCCUAUUUCUUCAUUCCUGAAUGGACUUUCUGAUGCAUUUGGUGUGAAGAUGGAAGUUGAAUCGUAUGCAGAGCAUUCGGUCGGUCAGGGUUCUACAACGAAGGCAGCUACAUAUGUGAAAAUUUCAUGCGGUGAUAAGUAUAAGUGGGGUAUUGGUAUGCAUGAAUCCAUCACACGUGCUUCUGUUAACUCCAUUAUUUCUGCUGUCAACAGCCUAAUCAAGGCUGGAGCUUUGGAUGCUAAUAAAGUUUCUUCGUCGGAACACGCACUUAGAAAAUUUGCUCAGAAGAAGGCCAGCGCAAAUCUUUAG